Messenger RNA from Cyprinus carpio (common carp), 3972 nucleotides. RefSeq names its product dystroglycan 1-like. Gene Ontology annotation, cellular component: dystroglycan complex; basement membrane; dystrophin-associated glycoprotein complex. The record is from RefSeq and is a predicted model, not a curated record. Gene Ontology annotation, biological process: axon guidance; morphogenesis of an epithelium; nerve development. Gene Ontology annotation, molecular function: calcium ion binding; laminin binding. NCBI's taxonomy places the organism in Eukaryota, Metazoa, Chordata, Actinopteri, Cypriniformes, Cyprinidae.
ACAUCUUCUUCUUCACAGCUCAGACAGUGAGUUAGACAGCAAGUGCACACACACUGCGACCAAACACCGAGGCGCGAGCCUGGAGAAACCCUCGACAUGUGACCGCUGCUGACUGUCCACAUGUACUUUCAUUUUACCUUUCUUUUUAAAUUUGAUUUCCUUCGUCAUAAAGACUCCACACAGGACUUGUAAUCAAGCGCCGCGCAGUCGUCCCGUGGAUUUGCCAGGAAUAAUUCAUCCUCGUUUCUCCUCCUGAAGGACGAGGAGCGAGUGUGUAAACAAGCAUCUCACUGACCUCCAGCAAUAACCCGCGCCGACCCUGUGCUUUUAACAACACUAUUUUUUCGCCACUGGAGAAGGAUUUCUAUCACUUUCGGAGUCAAGUCGGUUCAUCCCCAGCAGUGUGAAAAGGUCUUAGAGGCAGCCCCUUAACUAUGGGAUUUCAGAACUACUGAGGGCACUUCCACAAAAGAAGGGAAAAGGGGCCGGCAACGGGAACAAAAGGAGAGGACUGAGGUUUUGAAAAGAGGAUCAGUUCUUUCGGACUCGGCGGGGUGCAUGCUGCCCCCUCAACUGGACGUCCUCUUUAGUGCGAGCAAGAGAAAAUAAAAUCAGGCAUGCGCAAUAAACUGAGAGAGUUCCGGGAUGGGGGACGCCCCAUGCUGGGGCAGAGGGACAGGACUCUUCUGGUGCUGCUGAUCACAAUGGUGCUGACAGUAACAGAAGUGCGGGCUUCCUGGGAUCAGAACCCAAUUGAAGUUCUAGGGGACGUAAGGCAGCUGGAGGCGUCUAUGCACUCGGUGGUGCUGUCGGACCUACGCGAGGCAGAAGCGGCGGCUGCGGCAGUGUCGCAGCCCGGCGGCUUCCCAGACUCCUCGGCGGUGGUGGGCCGGGUGUUCCAAAUGCGGGUGCCCAUCAAAGCAAAGAACUCCAGGAGCACAGUAAAGAUCACAGAAGCAAGCAAGGAUGUGCUCCCAGCAUGGUUGCACUGGGAUGCAGAGAGUGGCACACUUCAAGGCCUUCCUCUAGAGACAGACAAGGGCGUUCACUACAUAUCUGUUUCUGUUUCCAAUGACAGCCAAGUCUCCCAAAGCCCAGAUGUGUUCUCCAUUGAGGUGCACCCAGAGGAGCAUGCUGAUACUGACCCUUUUCAGCUUGCAAUUCAACAGUCAGCCAGCAAUGAUGUCCAACCUUUCAUCUGUGGCAAUGAGGAGUCUGUUACUGUCCUUACCGUCAUUCUGGAUGCUGACCUCACAAAGAUGUGCCCAAAGCAGAGGGUGGAACUACUUGCUAACAUGAAGAAGUUUUCUGGCAUGGGGCUUCAGCAAAUGAAGAUUUUGCCUGUGGUCAACAACCGUUUGUUUGACAUGUCUGCUUUCAUGGCAGGACCGGGAAAUGCCAAGAAGGUGGUUGAAAACGGAGCCCUUUUGUCCUGGAAACUUGGCUGCAGUCUGGAUCAAAGCAGCAUUCCUGAUAUCAGUAGUGUUCAGGUACCAGCAAAAGAGGGAACCAUGUCCGCACAGUUGGGAUAUCCGGUCGUUGGGUGGCAUAUUGCUAACAAAAAGCCCCAUGUACCUAAAAGGGUGCGAAGGCAGCUCAACAAUACCCCCACUCCCAUUCUCUCAUUACUCCCCCCAACAACUUACCCUGAGCCCCCCAUCCGUAGCGUUCCCACACCGACUUCUCCUUCUAUUGCUCCUACCUCAGACAGUUCUGCCCCACCUGUUCGUGGUCCUGUGCCACCUCCUGUAAAACCUACCAUUCGAAACAGAGAUCCCCCUGCCUACACUCCAACCUUAGGCCCCCCUCAGCCAACACGAGUAAUAGACACCACCAGCACAAUCACCAUCCAGCCCACCAUGACCAGGCCUGUGUAUGUUGGGUUCUCUACGACCCCAGCAACACCCACCACCAGGAAAACGACAAAAAGACCUGACAAGAAACCCAAGACAACUCCGAUGCCAAGAGAACCCAAGACCACCACAACCAAGCCACCAAGGCGCACAACACCCCCUGUUAUCCUAAUUGAAGGCAAUAUAAAACCCCAACUGCAAAACCCAAUCGACCAGGUGAAUGCCUACAUUGGGACCUACUUCGAGGUGAAGGUUCCACCUGAUACAUUUUUCGACAAAGAGGAUGGAACUACCGAUAAGUUGAGACUCACCUUGCGCAAGGGCAAUGAUGUGGUUGGAGAUGAUUCCUGGAUACAGUUCAAUAGCACAAGCCAGUUGCUCUAUGGAUUACCAGACCAGGAGCAUGAAGGAAAACAUGAGUAUUUCAUGCAGGCAACCGACAAAGGAGGUCUCUAUGCAAUAGAUGCCUUUGAGGUCCGUGUCAAUCGAUGGGGAAACAAUUUUAAGUCACCGGUGUUGUUUACCGCUGUGUUCGAAGGGGAUGCACGUACAGUCACCAAUGACAUUCACAAGAAGAUCCUUCUUGUCAAGAAACUGGCCCAGUCUUUCGGUGAUCGCAACAGUAGCACCGUUACACUGAAGAACAUCAUGAAGGGCUCUAUCAUAGUUGAAUGGACCAACAACAGCCUUCAGCAAAACCCCUGCCCAAGAGAGCAAAUACAGCAGCUGAGCAGAAGAAUCUCUAAUAAUGAUGGUAAACCCUCACCACAAUUCAUGCAUGUUAUGGAACCAGAUUUCAAGGCCUUAAAUAUCACUGUCAGAGGCACAGCAAGCUGUCGCAACUACAUGUUUGUCCCGUUAGGUGAGAUCCCAGAUCCGACCACCUCUCCUGUUACUCCUGCUGUGGGUGCUGGAAGACAGAGCAAUGAUGAUGUGUAUCUUCACACUGUCAUACCGGCAGUGGUGGUUGCAGCAAUUUUGCUGAUAGCGGGAAUCAUUGCCAUGAUUUGCUAUCGCAAGAAGCGCAAGGGCAAGCUGACCAUCGAAGACCAAGCAACUUUCAUCAAGAAAGGAGUGCCCAUUAUUUUUGCGGAUGAGCUUGAUGACUCUAAGCCACCCCCAUCUUCCAGCAUGCCCCUUAUCCUUCAAGAGGAAAAGCCUCCACUUCCUCCACCAGAGUAUCCCAACAUGGGUAGUCCAGAGACAACACCUCUGAACCAGGACCUUUUGGGAGAGUACACACCUCUACACGAUGAGGAUCCUAAUGCCCCUCCCUACCAGCCACCACCACCCUUCUCUACGCCAAUGGAGGGGAAAGGAUCCCGCCCCAAGAACAUGACCCCGUACAGAUCUCCACCCCCUUACGUGCCACCCUAAUGUUUGCCGAAACCUCUGGUGCAGGAGGAUGGGGAACUUUUGUAGUUCCACACCAGUGUGUUGUUUCUUUGCAUUAUGGGAUUUUUAGAAGGGGGAUGCUGCAAAUUGGGGUUUGAAUGUGAUGGGAUGAUUUUGUUAAACUGGACUCUUAAGGAGAUGUGGGAGGGUGGGGCAAGUGGAUAGUCUGCAAAGGACAGCAAAAACAACCUCAGCCUCUGACUACUCUGGUUAUUGCUAAACUGUUGGGAUGUACCCUCCAGUCCUGGCACUUUUGUGUCUAGAUGGGCUUUUUUGACUAAUUAUUGGUCUUGUUUUGAUUUUAAUUUUCUUUGUUUUUUGUUUCACGUUUUUCUGACUUAGAAUCAAAACUCCUUGCCUAACAGCACUCUUUCUAUCUUCUAAAUUCGUUAAUCUUGAAUAAUAUAAGUGGACAGUAAAGCUGACUGCAGGUGCAAAAGGUUUCAUAGAGAAAUUCAAUAACAGAAGGGGAAUAAAAGAAUGGCCUUGAGGGACUUGGAUAGCCAUGCAGACAGUUCCGUGGGAUGUCGAUUCAUUAUGGUUUUGCCUUUUAACACACAAUUAAAAUGUUUUUAUUGUUCUUCACAUGUCUAGUUAAAUCACUACAAGAAGAGGUAGCCAAAAUGAAAGAUUUGUUUAAUCCACUGUAUAUUUGAAAGUUGUAAUGCUCGAUCAUCUUUAAGUUUUAUUAUAGAUUUUAUUAUUAUUUUUUUUUUUUAUUUUU